AUGUCGACAACCACCCCUAUCGUACCUACCGCCUCCGUUGGUGUGAAUACUCCGCGUUCGCGCCCAACUUCGCCGGACGAAGUAGCGCUAAUGACGCCCCACCACCGUUCUUCCAUCGCCUCUGAGAGCACCGAUGACGACGAUCUUGAUGAUUUAUUCGAGGACGAGACUACCUGGGGCCUCAGCUUACCGCCUAUCGUGAGUCAAUCUACGCUCGCUUCCAUCAACACUUCUGACACAGUUUCGCAGCCUAAAUCCUCACCUAUUUCCUCUCCAGACGACACCCAUGUCUCUACUACCCAGAAGCGCAAACGUAAUUCUGCUACCACCGACGACUCCGCUUCCGACGACUCCGACGACUCCACGCCAUCCAGGAAGGCCAAAACCGCCGAUGAAGAGACGGAGAAGAAGGACGAGGGCAAAGAAACCCAAGCCACUCGACGAUACCGCACCGCCGCCACCGCCGCGUCACUGAAGCCAUCUACCAACAACGCGAACAAAUUCCUCGAUAGCAUGAGGAAGCAGCGCUCUAUCCCUACACCACGCUACGUCCCAACCGGCGCCGAGCGCCGCACCGAAGUCAACCAGCUCGCAGCCAAGCACGUCCGCCACGUCGCCCCGGCCAUGCUCGCCAACAAAAACAGCAAUCGCGACGUCGGCGGCGCGAUGACCAAGUUUGACUGGGCCGCCACCAAGCGCGAGAUCCCCGCCUCCCAGAUCAAGACGCCUCCAUCCACAUCCAUGCUUCAGAAAUGGGUCGACUCAGACGACGAACACAUAACCUGGUUCGUCAUUCCCGCUUCGCACAAAUACAUCAACACGGGAAGCAUGAUGGUGCCCAUUGCCGAUAUCGUCGACAAAUCGAUCAAGUAUCCAGAGUGGACGUUUGUAGAAAAGAUCAUGGGGCCGCAUUGGAAGACGGGGGUGGAGGUUGUUAAGGCGGUCAAGGUCAAGUAUGAGAAGCUGACGGAUGAGCAGAGUCUUGAGAGGAUGGAGGUUAUGGUUAAGCAGAAGGAGGAUGAGGCUAGACAGGCGAGGAAGGAUGAGGCUGCUAGGAGGAGGAGGGAGAAGAGGGCGAUGCGGGCUAGGGCGAGGGAUGAGGAGGAUGUGUAG
Molecule: messenger RNA, 1113 nt
Organism: Alternaria ventricosa
Lineage: Eukaryota; Fungi; Ascomycota; Dothideomycetes; Pleosporales; Pleosporaceae
Exons: 1
Coding region: 1-1113 (370 amino acids)
Source: RefSeq, a predicted model, not a curated record